CCCCGACAUGGCAAAUAUCUAUUUGCGAGUGCAAUUGGUUGACACGGAAAGGAAUCAGAUUCCUUAGAGCACCAAGAGGGAUUGAUGGUGCCGUACAAGGUCUUUUGGAGUGGUCAAAAAGUUACACAUCACUAUUCCUAUAAACAAACUUACCCAACUUUCCUCAAACCAUUACCACUAUAACAAGGAUCAAAUUCACAUUUUCUUGUCAAAAAAUUUUCAUGGAACUCACACCACUCAAGCCUGAGAAUUUGAAGCCACUCAUCCUCAAAGCUGGUGUUCCCUUGGCUGCAUCUUUAGCAGGUUUCAUCUAUGCAUGGAUACUGGCAAAGAAAAACUUGUCUUCUAAGCUGUUUUCUUCACCACAAAAUGAAUGUGAUUCUUCAAAAAUCACUUGUCAUGACAUCCUUUCUUUUGUGGAAGAUGGAGAAUCAUCUACUCCUACAAAUAGCUUGGUGAUCCAUAACAAAAAGCCAUGUUUGGAACGUGAAAUCACUGGCCUCAGAAACCAGAUUGAAGGUCUUCAAAUGAGGGAACUGGCCUUGCGUUUGCAGUUUGAGUUGUACUGUGAAAUGAAGGCACAAGAAUCUCUACUUGUUGAAGUCAGAAACAUGUUGUCGUUGGAGAAUGAUCGUGCUGAGUUUUUGAGCAAAGAGGUUUCUUCCAUAGAGACCGAGACAAUGAGGUUGGAGAGUUUUGUGGUCCAAUACAUGAGUGUUGUUGAACAGAUGCAGUAUUGGAGAUCACAGAAUAGGAUUCUUCAAAGGAAGGUUCAAAGGCUUCUCCGGGACUCAAAGGCCAAGUCUCGUUUGAUAAAGGUGCAGGCUUUGAUGAUCAAAGAGAAAGAAGAAGAACUUUUGAGAAACCAUGAGGAUUUUCAGACAAGGGUAUGCGUGAUUAACAAGUUAGAGGGUGAAAUCAGAGAGCUGCGAAGGAUUUUGGAGCAGUUGGAGGAAGAGAAGAAGGAGGUUGUGAAGAAGCUUGAAACAGCAGAAGCAGAAAAGUUGAACAAGGAAAAGAUACACAGAAAACCAUUGAAAUAUUAUUUGGAGGUUGAAGAUGUGAGUAAGGAAGAGUACAACAAAGUUCUGAAUGAAUUGGAGGAGAUGAAGAAGGAAAGAUCAAGUGAAGUUGAAGAGCUGAUUCAUUUGAGGAGGGUGAAUAGUUGUUUGAGGCAAGAGUUGAUGAGCCACUAUGAAGAACAUCAUGAGGAGGGAGAGAUUGAAGGAGGCUUAAGAUUUGUGCAGUGUGAUUCAGAGCAUGAGUUUCAUCAUCACAAUGAUUCUGCUGAGAGUGAUCAUGCUUCUUCAAAAAGGAAAAAGUUGCUUAAGAGGCUGAAGAGGUGGGUUGAAGGAAGUGAAAAGGUAAGAGUGAAGCCUGAAAUUAUGAAACAAACUUCUGUUUCCUGUGGGUCAAAGAAACCUCAGAUUUCUUCAAAUUCAAGGUUCUGUUCCAGUGCUUGAUGAGUCAAAAUGCCAUGUCAGCUUUUCCCUAGCAGAAACUAAAAUAUAUAAUUAGACCAAGUCAUGAUCAUAAUAGAGCAAAGCUUAGAUACUUUCCAAA
This is a messenger RNA of Vigna unguiculata (cowpea), 1563 nucleotides long. Its product is annotated as protein CHUP1, chloroplastic-like. Gene Ontology annotation, cellular component: cortical microtubule. Lineage: Eukaryota; Viridiplantae; Streptophyta; Magnoliopsida; Fabales; Fabaceae. The record is from RefSeq and is a predicted model, not a curated record. Gene Ontology annotation, biological process: protein localization to cortical microtubule cytoskeleton.